CAAAGAAAUUGAAAGUGGAUACUGACGAUAUCGAUAUACAAAGUGAAUUUGGUUACCGAAUUAUAAACUUUUUUGCCGUUUUCUCUGCCAUUUCGGAAUAUGUGAAGUGCAAAACGUGCAACUCUGAUAUACGAUUUCUCGAAUCAGGUACGCGGGGUUUAGGCUUCAAAAUAACCGUCUGUUGCCCGAAUUGUCCAAAAGUUGAAAUCCCGAGUUGUCCAUUCAUACGAAAUGGAUAUGAAAUUAACCGUAGGAUUGUACUAACAAUGCGACUAUUAGGAGUAGGGCUAGCUGGAAUAAUGAAAUUCUGCGCAUUUAUGGAAUUGCCACGGCCUAUAUUUCAAAGUUGUUACGACCGUGCAGUAAAUAUGAUUUUGAUCGCAACGAAAGCCGUGCGAGACUGUAGUAUAAAAAAGGCAGCAGAAGAUGAGAAGAAGAAAAGUGAAGAAAAUGGAUUGCAUACAGGAAUAACUGUAUCUGGUGAUGGUUCCUGGAGGAAACGAGGAUUUUCGUCUCUUUUCGGGAUCACAUCAUUGAUCGGAUGGUUUACAGGGAAAAUUGUUGACAUUGAAGUGAAAUCGAAAUACUGUAAAGCUUGCGAGCACUGGAAAAAUAAAUUAGAUACUGCUGAGUAUGAAGAAUGGCUCGAAACUCAUGCCGAUCAAUGUCAGUCGAACCAUGAAGGCUCAUCGGGUAAAAUGGAGGUAGAUGCUGUCAUCGAGAUGUUUCAACGUUCCGAAGCUUUACACGGACUUAAAUACGCAAAUUAUAUAGGUGAUGGUGACAGUAAAACUUUCAAGGGGAUAUUGGAUGCAAAACCGUAUGAAAAUUUUGAAGUGUCAAAAAAAGAAUGUAUUGAUCAUGUACAAAAACGAAUGGGCACUCGGUUGAGAAAUUUGAGAAAAAAAACAAAAAAUCUUGGAGGAAAAGGAAAAUUAACUAUGAAAUUAAUUGAUCAGUUAACAAUUUAUUAUGGCUUGGCCAUUCGACGGAAUUCAAACUCGUUGGAAAAUAUGAGAAAUGAAAUCUGGGCGACAUUAUUUCAUAAAAUGUCAACUGACGAAAAUCCACAGCACGAAAAAUGCUCAGAGUCUUGGUGCGAAUGGAAGAAGGCGCAAGCAACGGGUUCCUUAGACUCCUUUCAUCAUAAGCCGGCACUAUCGAACGAAGUUUUUGAAGCCAUCAGACCAAUCUACGAGGAUUUGAGCCGUGACGAGUUGCUGAAUCGUUGCUUGGGAGGCUAUACGCAGAACAGCAACGAAAGUUUUAAUUCUACAGUCUGGCACUUGGCUCCUAAAAAUUAUUCAAGCGGAAAGAAAAUAUUACAAAUAGCAAGUGACAUUGCUGUUUGUAAUUUUAAUGAUGGACUGAUAAACGUUUUAAGAAUAAUGAAAGUGAUGGACAUGAACAUUGGACCACAAUCCUACAACUUUUGCUUAGAGACGGAAGCUGCU
Messenger RNA from Dinoponera quadriceps, 1454 nucleotides. RefSeq lists its product as uncharacterized. The transcript has a single exon. The annotation marks the transcript as partial. The record is from RefSeq and is a predicted model, not a curated record. NCBI's taxonomy places the organism in Eukaryota, Metazoa, Arthropoda, Insecta, Hymenoptera, Formicidae.